CGGUUAAAGCCAGUGCCAGCCGGCAACAGCGCAUCGUCAAGCUAGAGACUUUUUUGGUAGUUUCUAUCAGUGAAUUCGGACGUAACUAAAUAAAACUAAUAUUUACGCCAACGCCUGGAUAGUUUUGCUGUAUAAUAAUACCAUUAUUUGAUUUAACAGUAAUAGAUACGACAAGAGUUAACCAGCACUGCUAUGUAUAAUGUCAGUACUGUUGAACCCUGUUAAGUCUGAAUUGAAAACACUGUUGGCGGUGCCUACGGACGCCUUAUAUACACUGCUUUUAGGCGUUGUAUAGCAGUGUAUCAACGGCAAAGGAAUUUUCUGUUACCCCAGUCAUGGAACUGCCAGUCAAGAAUCAACAUAUUGUGAACUCCAAAUGAAUUGCAUUUCAAACGACAAACAGUCAUUGGUGACAGAACACAAAGAAAAUGGAUGAUCCAUUCAACUUGGAAGAUGAUGGUCUCAUGCCUUUCAUACAUAGGAUAAGCUCAGAGCAAAUUAUUUACAAAUCUAAAAAAAAUCAGUGUAAAUUCAUUGGCAAAUAUGUCAUGGGAGAUUUGUUGGGAGAGGGCAGCUAUGGUAAGGUUAAAGAAGUUCUUGACACAGAGACAUUGUGCAGAAAAGCUGUCAAAAUAUUGAAAAGGAGGAAACUAAGACGAAUCCCUAAUGGCGAGCAAAAUGUAGAAAGGGAAAUCAAACUACUACAGCAACUCAAUCACAAAAAUGUGAUUCGUUUAUAUGAGGUCAUGCACAAUGAAGAAAAACAGAAAAUGUACCUCAUUUUUGAAUACUGUGUGUCUGGUUUACAAGAAUUAAUUGACAGCACUCCCUUGAAGAAGUUUCCAAUAUGGCAGGCUCAUGGAUACUUCUGUCAGCUGAUAGAUGGAUUGGAAUAUUUACACAGUCAGGGAAUCAUCCACAAAGACAUUAAACCAAGUAACCUAUUGCUCACUACAGAUGGUUUGCUGAAAAUCUCUGAUCUUGGAGUGGCAGAGGCUUUAGAUAUGUUUGCACUGGAUGAUCUAUGCCAAACUAGCCAAGGAUCACCAGCUUUUCAACCUCCAGAAAUCGCCAAUGGAUUGGAUUCAUUUCCAGGAUUUAAAGUUGAUGUAUGGAGUAGUGGUGUCACUUUGUUUAACAUUUCGACUGGCAAAUAUCCUUUUGAAGGAGACAAUAUUUUCAAGCUAUUUGAGAAAAUCGGCGAAGGUGUAUUUGAAAUUCCUGAGGAAGUCGAUGAGCUAUUAAGUGACCUUCUCAGAGGAAUGCUUCACAAAGAUCCUUAUCUACGUUUUUCUCUGCCACAAGUCCAGCACCAUGGAUGGUUUAUCAAGCGGCAUCCGCGGACCGAGCCGUCUGUCCGUAUUCCGCCAUUGCGUGGAGACGAAAGUCGAAAUAUGACAGUGCUUAAAUAUUUAGAGUCGCAUCAUGGUAACAACUCAGAUGAGGAUGAUUGCAGUGAUUCUCAUUACUUUACGGAACAUGACUUGACAGCUCAAAGAUUACAGCAAGAAUUGCAACAGCAUAUGCAGCAGCAAAACAGCCGAAGCGCUCCUCCUAGUCCCGGGACAAGUUUCUUCGGUUUUGGUCAAAGUGCUGAAAUAGACAUUAUUCUGGAUGGAGCAGCAACAAGAAGGACUGCAGAAGUGAAAACAGAAGAUGGGAAAAAAGAAAGGCUGUUUUUAUUCUUUGAUGGGGAAAGCCUCUCAGGAAAGGUAAAUAUAACACUGAAGCGACCAGGCUACAAACUGGAGCACCAGGGCAUCAAAAUUGAAUUUCUUGGUCAAAUCGAACUCUACUAUGACAGAGGGAAUCAGCAUGAAUUUACUUCAUUGGUGAAGGAGUUAGCUCGCCCAGGCGAGCUCCAUCACAACACCAGUUAUGAUUUUGAUUUCAACCAAGUGGAGAAACCAUAUGAGGUCUACACUGGCACAAAUGUCAAGCUAAGAUAUUUCCUUAGAGUGACAGUAGUUAGAAGAUUAACAGAUAUAGUCAAAGAAGUAGAUUUAGCGGUGCACACGCUUAGUUCUUAUCCGGAAAUGAACAGCAGCAUUAAAAUGGAAGUCGGCAUCGAAGAUUCGUUACACAUUGAAUUUGAGUACAACAAAUCCAAGUACCAUUUGAAAGAUGUAAUAGUGGGUAAAAUUUACUUCCUCCUCGUGAGAAUCAAAAUUCGUCAUAUGGAAAUUGCCAUCAUUCGAAGGGAGACAACAGGUUCUGGACCAAACGUCUUUAAUGAAAAUGAAACUAUUGCAAAAUAUGAGAUUAUGGAUGGCUCACCUGUUCGAGGCGAGAGCAUACCUAUAAGAGUAUUUCUUGCUGGUUACGAUCUAACGCCAACCAUGCGUGACAUAAAUAAAAAAUUCUCUGUUCGUUAUUACCUGAAUCUCGUUCUGGUUGACGAAGAGGAACGCCGCUAUUUCAAGCAACAGGAAAUUACCUUGUGGCGAAAAGGAGAUAGGAUACGCAAAUCCCUGCAAAUGGCACCAGUACCAGUGACAACACCAACUAAUGGUGAGAGUGACCAGCUGCAAGCGUUUGAGAAAAUUCCAACACCUGUAAGUGAAGAAGCGUCUUUGGAAGAUUCUCCAACAGAAGAACCUGCUCCAAAUCCUGCGCCUUCUGAAGAUAUUCCCAGGGUAGAGUCUUAUGCAGAAGGUGUCCCCACAGAGGAUGCGUGAAUGAUUGGUAUGUCAUAUGGCGCUUCACUCCCUUAAAUAUUUACUACGUUUAUACGGCUUCCCCUAUCUCUAUCCUAUGCCGCCUAUUUGGGCGGCUUCAUACUGCAUAUACUGAAAGAAUUAUGAUGGUCGUCGGAAAGCUAAAAGAUCGGUUGGAUGUUAAAUCACUGCAAGAGAUCUAUGCUGAUGUUUUCUUUUUCUCUUAGCAUUCCAUAUUUUUAUUUUUAUUUUUUUUUUUCUCAAAGAGCUGAAAGGAAAUUUCUCUGAGUCAAAGCGUGAAUCCACUGGUGUCUUCUUUGCUUGGAACAUAUGGGGGGAAAGGGAGAACAAUAAUAGUUUACAUUUCCGUCGUGAAGAAUCACCAGGAAACCCUGAAACGGCUGAGCAAAGUUAUCGCGCAUUUUUUACGAGCGUAGUCCAUUCAAAACCUUCUUUGUUCUCCAUCUCCUAUUUUUGUAUAAUACUGCAUUUUUCUUGUGUUUUCUUGAUGGCCGGAAUUUUAUCAAAUGUCAGCAAAGGCAAGUAAAAAAUCCGAUUACGGUCUCAAUCUGUUAUGUACAAGUGCGCAUUCUUUUAUCGAUCGGGAUAGCCAUUUUGUUUUUCUUAUUCAUUAUUCUCUUCUUCCUAUUUCAGUUUGAGUAGUAAGUUUUUCGUCACAUUUCAACUGAUUUUUCCAAUUCUCAGUUUCUGUUUGUCCUUAACGCAUCCUCCGUAAUUGAAGUUAUGUAGAGAUCUAUGCGAUAUGGCAAAUAGAAAUAUAUACAGAG
This is a messenger RNA of Daphnia magna, 3445 nucleotides long. RefSeq names its product CBL-interacting protein kinase 16. Gene Ontology annotation, biological process: establishment of cell polarity; glucose homeostasis; protein phosphorylation. The record is from RefSeq and is a predicted model, not a curated record. The coding region runs from base 429 to 2678 and encodes 749 amino acids. The transcript is spliced from 12 exons. Lineage: Eukaryota; Metazoa; Arthropoda; Branchiopoda; Diplostraca; Daphniidae. Gene Ontology annotation, cellular component: endosome; retromer complex. Gene Ontology annotation, molecular function: protein kinase activator activity; ATP binding; protein serine/threonine kinase activity.